AUGACGAAGACUCCCCAGGAUUUGAAUAUCGCCAUUUUGGGCGCAGGAAUGGGCGGAUUGACUUCUGCCCUUGCUCUCGCCCAGCAGGGCUUUAAGAAUAUCGAUGUCUACGAAAGUGCCAGCGAUCUUGGAUUUGUUGGCGCUGGUAUUCAAUUGGCCCCCAACAUGGCCCGGGUCCUGGAUGGACUCGGCGUUUGGAAAGGAAUUGAGGCCGAGGCUGUUAAUAUUGAGGACACAUCAGUGCGAGAUGGUGCAACGGAUACUGAGCACGCAUACGUCGAUUUAAAAUAUAUUGAAGCAACAUACGGAUAUAAGCACAUGGUUGGUCAUCGCGCUUCUCUUGCCAACGGACUCUACGAGGGCUGCAAGAAACAUCCCUCCAUUAAGUUCCAUUUCGGAAUUAACGCCGACAAUGUGGAAUCUUUCGGCCCCAAGCCAUCAUUCACUGCGAACCCGCGUGCCGAGGGGGCCGCUCCUUACAAGGUGGAAUGCGACGUUCUUCUUGCAGCCGACGGCAUUAAAAGUGUGACUCGUGUAGAGAUGCUGAAGCGUCUGGGUGUCGAUGUAGGUGUCAAAGACACCCAACAGGCAGCAUACCGAAUCAUGAUCCACAAGGACCAGAUCAAGGACGACCCCGAACUGCUUGUGCUCAUUAACAGCAACCGCGUUACCAGAUGGAUUGGCGCAAAGCGUCAUAUCAUCGCCUAUGCAGUCUCCAACAACACCAUCUACAACCUCUCCACCACCCAGCCUGACACCAAUUUCGCAGCCGCCACCAACGCCACUUACACAACGAAGGGUUCAAAGCCCGCCAUGAUGGGCGUAUUCUCUGAUUUCUGCCCCAUGGUCCAGCGCAUGUUGAACUAUGUCCCCGAAGGCGAGGUCUGCGAGUGGAAGUUGCGUGUCCACGACCCUCUACCUACUUGGGUGCACGACUCCGUCGCUCUGGUCGGUGAUGCCUGUCACCCGACCUUGCCUCAUCUAGCUCAGGGAGCCGCCCAAGCCAUCGAGGAUGGUGCAGUUCUUGGUGUUGUUCUUUCUCAACUUCCCGACACUACUCCCGAGUCCAUCAACAAAGCUCUCCGAGUUUACGAGAAAGUCCGAAAGAGCCGCGCCGAGGCGCUGGUGGAAAUGGCCACCGCCUCUGGCCGUGCUUUGCAUUUGGGCGAAGGUGCUGCCAAAGAGGAGCGCGAUAAGCAGUUUGCUGCUCUUCGCGCUGGAAAAGGCCCUGUCCCUGAUAAGUGGGCUGACGCUGAUGUGCAGCGGGAGAUCUACGGCUUCGACUGUACGAAGGUCGCCGCAGAUAAUUUUGAUGAAUAUUUCUCUCAAAUGUAA
Molecule: messenger RNA, 1335 nt
Organism: Penicillium salamii
Lineage: Eukaryota; Fungi; Ascomycota; Eurotiomycetes; Eurotiales; Aspergillaceae
Source: the annotation of a GenBank genome assembly